AUGGCUCCUGCAAUGGGAUCUUAUGAGGGCCAAGCAAAGCUUGAUGAUAUUCCCAUUCUGGAUCUCUCUCGUUGUGGAGAGGACAACUGUUUACAGACGUUGAGAGAAGCUUGUCAAGAACUGGGCUGCUUUCGAAUUGUAAACCAUGGAAUCUCACCAGAUCUUCUCCUCAAAGCAGACCAGGCAUGCCGGGAAGUUUUCAAGCUUUCCACAGAGACGAAGAUAAAAAACGUCUCUCCCGUUCCUUAUGCUGGUUAUAUAGGUGGAAUAGCUGGGGUUCCCUUUUAUGAAAGCCUGGGUAUCGCCCUCUCAAUCACUCGUGAUGCACAGGCCAUCAAAGACUUCACCCAUCUCAUGUGGCCUCAAGGAAAUCAAAACUUCUGCGAGACUAUAGAAGAAUACACCUGUGAGAUGAUGGAACUGUUGAAUAAAGUGCACCAAGUAAUUCUUGAGAGCUUUGGAGUGAGCAAGUACUAUGCUACUCACUUCGACCAUGGGAAGGGGAUCUUCCGUAUGAAUUUGUACGAUUUGUCUUCUGAGCUGUCCACUGAAUCGAAUGGUCUCCCAGCUCAUACGGAUGGGAAUAGUAUUACCAUACUACAUGAGGAUUCGUGUGGUGGGUUACAGGUUUGCAACAGGGAAGGCAAUUGGAUUGACGUGAAACCCAUCCCCAACUCGUUUGUGGCCAUGGCGGGCGAUACCUUUCAGGCUUGGAGUAAUGGAAGGAUUCGUACUCUCAAACAUCAAGUGAUGGUGAAAAGACAACAAUCUCGUUUAUCUUUGGGCAUUUUUAAUCUUUUCCCAGAUGAAAUGGAGAUAAAAGCACCAAUCGAGUUUGUUGAUGAUAAACACCCACAACGCUACAAGGCAUUUAAGUUUGGGGAUAUGGUUAAGUAUAGAAUGGUAGAGGGAAAAGCAAUACAAGAACCUCUACAACAAUUUGCUGGCAUUUAA
Cryptomeria japonica (Japanese cedar) is the source of this 954-nucleotide messenger RNA. RefSeq names its product 2-oxoglutarate-dependent dioxygenase AOP2-like. The transcript is spliced from 3 exons. Lineage: Eukaryota; Viridiplantae; Streptophyta; Pinopsida; Cupressales; Cupressaceae. Gene Ontology annotation, molecular function: dioxygenase activity. The coding region runs from base 1 to 954 and encodes 317 amino acids. The record is from RefSeq and is a predicted model, not a curated record.